This is a messenger RNA of Lottia gigantea (owl limpet), 528 nucleotides long. RefSeq lists its product as hypothetical. Lineage: Eukaryota; Metazoa; Mollusca; Gastropoda; Lottiidae. The transcript has 3 exons. The record is from RefSeq and is a predicted model, not a curated record. The coding region runs from base 1 to 528 and encodes 175 amino acids.
AUGGGUGAUAUACAGUGUGAUUCCAAUCCAAUGGUAAAUAAUGGAGACAUCACCAGUGAGAUAUCAACAGAAGUUGGGUCAAUUGUUCAGUUUAACUGCUCUUCUGGUUUUACACUGAAUGGUAGGGUUGGUACUCUUACUUGUAACGCAGAGGGUGUCUUUGAACCAGAUCUAGUUUGUGAAGACUGCAGAUUUCAAGAUGCGGGUGGAUCUUUUGGCACCAUUACAGAUACUAAUCGUCAGGCAGAUGAUGAAAUAGAUUGCACUGAAUUAUGUAAUGCUGACCCCCAAUGUGUCAGCUCCCAGUUCUCUCAACCAAACACAUGUACCUUUGACUUUCAAAUUGACAGGUUUGAAACUGAUACCCCUAACUUAGAACAAUGCAGACGGGCAUGCUUUACCAACAUUAGAUGUGAAGCCUUUAUCGCUUUUUCUGGAGAUCUAUUGAGUUUCCCAUGCUUAUUAUUCACCAAGCCAUUUAGUUCAUUUACAGAAUCUUCAGUAAGCACAUCAUCGAGCUGUAUUUGA